UAUUCACAACGGCUGCCACAAUUGGAACAACGCCCGCGGCAAGCAACUAUACGAAAGUGAGUGAAUAUCCGUACGCUGAUCUCCACCAGCAUCAUCACUUCGCUAGCACAGCGCCCCUGACCAGCACCGAAAGCUUCAAGCUGCGCUCCGAGGAGCCGGUGCCGGGCUUCAGCUCGGCCUCGCCGUGGCCAACGCUCGAGCUGGGCAUGGAAUGGGGCCGGAAACUGUAUCCCACUGCGGGACCCCGAUCGGCGGGCGGAUUAAUGUUCACACUGCCACCCACGGCGGCGGACAUGAAUCAGCCGCGGGGACCAAUGACAGCCAUGAAGGACGAACCACUCAGCGGACGCUGGGCAAUGCAGCCAGUUGUCGAUCAGACCAAUUUGGGCAUUGGACGCGCCCACUUUGAGAAGCAGCCGCCCAGCAAUUUGCGCAAGUCAAAUUUCUUUCAUUUUGUGAUUGCACUUUACGAUCGCUCGGGGCAACCCAUCGAGAUCGAGAGAACGGCCUUCAUUGGAUUCAUCGAGAAGGAUUCGGAGUCGGAUUCGACAAAGACAAACAAUGGCAUCCAGUAUCGAUUACAAUUGCUCUACGCCAAUGGCGCCCGACAGGAGCAGGACAUCUUUGUCAGACUCAUCGAUUCCGUAACCAAAGCGGCCAUCAUCUACGAGGGCCAGGACAAGAAUCCCGAGAUGUGCCGUGUCCUGUUGACGCACGAGGUGAUGUGCAGCCGCUGCUGUGAUAAGAAGAGCUGUGGUAACCGCAACGAGACGCCAUCGGACCCCGUCAUCAUUGAUCGCUUUUUUCUCAAAUUCUUCUUGAAGUGCAAUCAAAAUUGCCUCAAGAAUGCUGGCAAUCCGCGGGACAUGAGAAGAUUUCAGGUUGUCAUAUCCACCCAAGUGGCCGUUGAUGGACCACUGCUGGCCAUCUCGGAUAAUAUGUUUGUGCACAAUAAUUCCAAGCAUGGCAGACGCGCUAAGCGAUUGGACACAACGGAAGGUACAGGCAACUCAUCCCUGUCCAUUUCCGGUCACCCCCUAGCGCCCGACAGUACCUACGAUGGCCUCUACCCACCGCUGCCCGUGGCCACGCCCUGUAUCAAGGCGAUAUCGCCCAGCGAGGGCUGGACAACAGGUGGCGCCACCGUGAUCAUUGUGGGCGAUAAUUUCUUCGAUGGUUUGCAGGUGGUGUUCGGCACCAUGCUGGUGUGGAGCGAACUAAUCACAUCGCAUGCGAUACGGGUCCAAACACCGCCCAGACACAUCCCCGGUGUGGUUGAGGUGACGCUCUCCUACAAGAGCAAACAGUUCUGCAAAGGAUCACCCGGUCGCUUUGUCUACGUCUCAGCACUCAACGAACCCACAAUCGACUAUGGCUUCCAGCGUCUGCAGAAGCUCAUCCCACGGCAUCCCGGCGAUCCCGAGAAACUGCAAAAGGAGAUCAUACUCAAGCGGGCCGCUGAUCUCGUUGAGGCUCUCUACUCCAUGCCCAGAUCGCCCGGCGGCUCCACUAGCUUCAAUUCGUAUGCUGGUCAGCUGGCGGUGAGCGUACAGGAUGGCUCCGGCCAGUGGACAGAGGAUGACUAUCAGCGCGCCCAGUCGAGCAGUGUCAGUCCACGUGGUGGCUACUGCAGCAGCGCCUCAACGCCCCACAGUUCGGGUGGCUCCUACGGGGCCACAGCAACCACCGCCAGCGUUGCAGGCACUGCGAAUGGUUAUGCGCCUGCACCGAAUAUGGGAACGCUCUCCUCCUCACCCGGCAGCGUCUUCAACUCCACAUCAAGGGUCAGCAGCUUGAGCUUCAAUCCAUUUGCCCUGCCCACCUGCAAUACACAGGGCUACAGCACCAGUCAGCUGGUGACAUCAACCAAAUAAUAUUAUUAUUAAAUGAGGCUAUUGGCCACUGCUCUUGUUUCCGCUGCGCCGAUGCCCCAAGGACCGUGACGAUCCUUGUAUCCUUGAACCCGCCCCCGUGGUUGUUGUCGUUGAUCGCCAGCAAAUUAACCAAUGAAUCAAAUCAAAUGAACAAAAAAAGACGCUCGAAAGUGCAAUAAGCGAUGCAAAUGUUUCCCCAAAUUCAAAACAAAAAAUAUUUAAAAUAU
Drosophila grimshawi is the source of this 2101-nucleotide messenger RNA. RefSeq names its product transcription factor collier (gene kn). NCBI's taxonomy places the organism in Eukaryota, Metazoa, Arthropoda, Insecta, Diptera, Drosophilidae. The record is from RefSeq and is a predicted model, not a curated record. Gene Ontology annotation, molecular function: RNA polymerase II cis-regulatory region sequence-specific DNA binding; DNA-binding transcription factor activity, RNA polymerase II-specific. The transcript is spliced from 11 exons. The coding region runs from base 207 to 1874 and encodes 555 amino acids. Gene Ontology annotation, biological process: regulation of transcription by RNA polymerase II.